UGGUCUUUGCGUUGUUUGAUCCGUUCGGGUGUGGAGGUGCUGCGAAGCUGCAGUGGUGAAACUUGCUUUUUUUGAACGUCUGAACACAAUUUUAAUUCUUAGGAGGUGUAGAAGAGUCGGCUGAAGAGUCUUAUUAUGUCUUACAACAGAGGUCCACCUGAUACAGAAGGAAUGACCUCCCUGAAAGUAGAUAAUUUAACGUAUAGAACAACUGUUGAAGAACUGAAACGAGCUUUUGAUAAAUAUGGCGAGGUAGGAGACGUCUACAUCCCACGUGACAGGUACCGAGGCAAUAGCCGUGGAUUUGCCUUUGUGCGUUUUUAUGAUAAACUUGAUGCUGACGAUGCCUUAGAUGGGAUGGAUGGGGCCAUCCUAGAUGGUCGUGAAUUACGUGUCCAAAUGGCUAGAUAUGGUAGACCAAGUGGUGGACGUCGUGGUGGAGGAGGUGGUGGUGGAGGAAGAAGAUAUGGUGGUGGUGGAGGCGGAUAUGGCGGUGGAGGAAGCCGAUACGGAGGCGGCGGCGGCGGCAGGGAUUAUGGUGGUGGCGGAGGAAGACGAAGGUCGAGGUCUCCGUACAGACGUAGAAGGUCACGAAGCAGGACGCGCUCUCCAAGCAGAAGCCGCAGUCCAAGCCCUCGCCGCAGAGACAGCCCAAAGCCCCAGUCAAGGAGCCGAUCCAGAUCUCACUCACGUUCGUCGAGGAAGUCGCAAUCUCGUUCUCCUGUUCACUAGUUCUUGAGAUAGUGCGCUGAACGUGCUGGUUAUUAUGCGAUACCUGUGAUGACAAACAUGCCAUUAUAACCUGUUGUCGCAGUGAGAAGGUUAUUCUCCUUUUCAUGAUUUUUUUGAAGAUAUUUUAAACAGACAUUCAUUGAUAAAUAUUGACUUUCCUUAUCCAAUCAUUUUCGGACAGUUAUAGUGAAAAUGAAAAUUUGUAUUAAUACUCAGUGUAGGUAAAUAUGGUAAUUAUAGCAUUGUAAAAAAAAUGUGCUUUUAAAGAACUACAGAAUUAUGCAUUUUUUAAACCACUGUUAAUAUACAGUCCUUUGAUUAUGAUUAUUAUUCUCUUUAUUCUUCAUUUAAUGCAAUUUACCUUCCAAAUUUAAUAGUUUCUUGAAAGCACAAAUAGAUGUGUACUCAUUACUGAUGUUUUUUAUUUCUUUUUUCUUCAAAGUCAAAAUAUUUAUGAUUAUUGCCUAGCAUGUUCUCUUAUAACACUAUAAACUUGGUCAACAUUUCUAAUAACAGGGGUAAUGGUGAAACCCAGCUGAUAACAAUAUUUUGCAUGUUUGUACAGUAGCCCUUUAAUACACAGGGUUUUUUUAAUAAGGAAUUGCCACCUUUGCUCCAUAAACUAUUUUAGUAUUGUAAAUUUGUUCAGUAAAAACCCCAUUUUUAUUUCAGUAAAAUAAAUGCAUAUUGUUAUCAUAAUUUAGUGUCUGUAUUUAGGGUGUGGCACAGUUUUGUUUGUGUGAAUUUUUUUGUUUUGGUACGGAAUAAAGGCAUUUCAAUAUUCUAA
Messenger RNA from Anneissia japonica, 1519 nucleotides. RefSeq names its product serine/arginine-rich splicing factor 2-like. NCBI's taxonomy places the organism in Eukaryota, Metazoa, Echinodermata, Crinoidea, Comatulida, Comatulidae. Gene Ontology annotation, molecular function: RNA binding. The transcript has 2 exons. Bases 136 to 732 code for a protein of 198 amino acids. The record is from RefSeq and is a predicted model, not a curated record.